Molecule: messenger RNA, 1578 nt
Organism: Cyprinus carpio (common carp)
Lineage: Eukaryota; Metazoa; Chordata; Actinopteri; Cypriniformes; Cyprinidae
Product: tenomodulin
Biological process (GO): negative regulation of angiogenesis; negative regulation of endothelial cell proliferation
Source: RefSeq, a predicted model, not a curated record
AAGUUUGGCUCUUCAGAUCCCAGUAAGAGGGACUUCUGGGUGGAAGAAGCUUUCCAGAGAAGAUUACCUUCACUCCAGCUACAGUUAUGGAGAGUAGCCCUUACUUCAGCAGUGAACAAGGGCUUUGCAGAGAUGUUGAGCUGGGGAAAGAGAAGGAAAGGAAGGCCAGGUAUCGUGCUUACCAGUGUGCCGCCAUCAUUCUGAGUGUGUUACUCCUGAUAUUGGCCCUCUGUAUCUUCAGUCUGAGAUAUAUAUGGAGCCCAAGCCCUGGGAAGGUAUAUGAUCAUCAGUAUAAAGCCGUACUGGAUGGACUGGAGACUGAGAGCAUGAUGGAAAUCUAUCCAGCACAACACAUCGAGAUCUUCAGGAUGGGAAACGGCACUAAUGAGGUCCUAGAGUUGCAUGACUUCAAAAAUGGCAUCACAGGAAUUCGUUUUGCCAAGCACCAGAGAUGCUACAUCAGGGCUCAAACCAAGGAGCUGCCCAAGCUGGACUCAAAGACUAUCAACGUAGAGGUUAGUGAGACUGAUGAAGUGGAUAUGCAGAUUGUGGACUCUCAGAUAUGGAUCCCUGCUGAAGACCCAAUCUCCAACAAAACAUUCCUGUUGAAUUCCAAGAUCUGGGAGAUUUGCCAAGAUCUGCCUAUCCACUGGAUCCACCCAUCUCCUCUCAGAGAUGCUGAGUUCCACGAUGUAGAGGACGUGGAGGAGACCCCAGAGCUGGAGGCGAGAGGUCCACGUCAGGCCCGGGACGUCAUGGACCAGUUACCAGUAAACGACUAUAGAGAAAUCGGGCUGGAGCUGGACAACAGCCUAGAUGAGCAGGGCUACUGCUGCCAGCACUGUCGUCGGGGGUACCGUUACUGUCGGCGAUACCACGAGCCCCUGGGCGGCUUUUGGCCGUAUCCCUACUAUUACCAGGGAGGACGGGUCAUCUGUCAGAUUGUCAUGCCCUGCAACUGGUGGAUAGCAAGAAUGCUGGGACGAAUUUGAAGGUGCCGGAGGGAACCAAUGGUGCUAUGCUGCUCAGGGGUGCACGUAGACCAGCUUCAUUUGUACGAAAUGCUACAUAUACGCUCAAAAAUUUCCCAUUCUUUGUGUGAAAAAAAAUCUCUUAAAAUAAGGCAAAACAUUAGCUCAUCCUCGGUGACCAUGUCACUAUCAUAAUUAUUUUUUAUAUUAUAUUUGGGUAGUUGAUGGAUAACAAUCAAAAUCAAGAUUAUAGUAUAUAUAUAGUAUAUAGUAUAUAUAGUAGAUAUAUAGACUAUAUAAAAACAGGGAAAUUGCAUAUUUUAGGUGCUAUUUUUUCCACAAUCUCACCUUUGUGCUUUUAUUAAUUUAAUCUGUGGUACUACAAAUGUUAAUACAAACAUUUUCCAUCUCAGACUAUUUUCAACAGCAUUUUGCAUGACAUUUUUACAACCAUAUUAAUAUUAAACCACAUUUGUCUCUCAAUUAAUAUGGUUACAAAAACUGUUAUUAUACAGUUAACUGUUUAAAACAGCGCUAGAUGGAGUCUCAUGUCAAUGGAGAAAGUAUUUCAUGUCAACUACCCAUAUAUAUAUAUAUAUAUAUAUAU